Molecule: messenger RNA, 1875 nt
Organism: Meira miltonrushii
Lineage: Eukaryota; Fungi; Basidiomycota; Exobasidiomycetes; Exobasidiales; Brachybasidiaceae
Product: glucose-repressible alcohol dehydrogenase transcriptional effector
Exons: 1
Coding region: 1-1875 (624 amino acids)
Biological process (GO): nuclear-transcribed mRNA poly(A) tail shortening
Cellular component (GO): cytoplasm; CCR4-NOT complex; nucleus
Molecular function (GO): protein binding; poly(A)-specific ribonuclease activity
Source: RefSeq, a predicted model, not a curated record
AUGCAUCCGAUCACCUCGACAUCCGCCUCUUCCGCUGCUGCAAUGAAUUCAUCGCCUCAUUGGCAACAACAGCUACUCAAAGCAGACAUUUCUCGUCAAUCAGCUUCACCGCAUCAUCAUGCCAGAGCUGCUGCUUUGGCCGCCAGAAGUGCAACAAGUUCUGCGAUUGCUAUACAAGAUCCGACAAAGGGAGGUGCAAUCCAUGUACCGCGGAUGGCAGCAAAUGGACUGCAUGUGAGCAACUCGGGAAGUUCGUUGAAGAAGCAAGCCGACCUAUCUUCUGAUGAGUCGGAUUCUAGCGGAAAGGAUGGUCAGUCAUGGACAACGAUAGAUAUGGGAGGUCUAGGGUUGAAGAAUAUCGCCAAAGAACUCUAUCGAUACACCUUUUUGACAUCUUUGUUUAUCAAUCACAACGCUCUCACUUCGCUGGCUUCUGAUAUUGUACAAUUACGUCAUCUUACCAUCUUGGACGUUUCGGGGAACAAGCUCAACUCUCUUCCGCCAGAGCUAGGUAUGCUUACGAGCUUAAAGGAAUUGUUCCUGUUCGAUAACAACCUUGUCACAUUGCCGCCAGAAUUGGGAACAUUGUACCAGCUAGAAACCUUGGGUAUCGAGGGAAAUCCGAUGCAAGAGAAUCUUCGACAAUUGAUCCAGAAAGAAGGUACACAGGCAUUGGUUGCAUUCUUGCGGGAUUCUUGUCCUGUUCCACUUCCACCUCCUGAGCGUGAAUGGAUCACGAUCGAGCCUGAUCUUGGAAAUCGAGAAGGUGAAGAUGAACCUGAAGCGCCUGCCGAAUCUUUCAACGUGUUGAGCUAUAACAUCCUUUGCGACCGAAUGGCAACUCCGCAAAUGUACGGAUACACUCCAUCAUGGGCUCUAUCAUGGGAAUACAGAAAAGAGUUCAUCCUGCAAGAGGUGAUGAGUUAUGGAGCGGAUAUCUGUUGUAUGCAAGAAGUUGCGUCUGAGCAAUUCGAAGAGUACUUCUUACACCAUCUAUCGCAACAGGAUUACGAAGGUAUUUUCUCUCCCAAGACCCGUGCAAGGACGAUGAGAGAAGAGGAGCGUAAGUUGGUAGAUGGAUGUGCAAUCUUUUACAAGUCAUCAAAGUAUUCGCUAGUGGAAAGGCAAUUGGUCGAAUUUAACCAAGCCGCUCUACGUAGACCGGAUUUCAAGCGAACAGAGGAUAUGUUCAAUCGAGUGAUGACAAAGGAUGAAGUUGCAGUGAUUGCAUUGUUGGAGAACAAGGAGAGCGGUAGUAGAUUGAUUGUUGCAAACGUGCACGUUCAUUGGGAUCCAGAAUUCAGAGAUGUCAAAUUGGUGCAAGUAGCAAUGUUGAUGGAAGAGCUAGAGAAGAUCGGUGAAAGAUUUGCCAAAUAUCCCGCCAAAUUGGACGUGAAGGAGGGCUAUCCUCCUGCUCCUCACUACAAUAAUGGUAACAAGAUUCCAACAAUCCUUUGUGGAGAUUUCAACAGUAUGCCUGGAAGUGGUGUUUAUGAAUUCUUGAGCAAAGGAAAAUUGAAGGGAGAUCAUGAAGAUUUCAUCAAUCACGUUUACGGAGAUUAUACAGCAAAUGGUUUAGAACAUGGUCAAGCGAUGAAAAGUUCUUAUGCACAUAUUGGCGAACUUCCGUUCACAAAUUAUACACCGCACUUUGAAGGUAAUUUGGAUUAUAUUUGGUACAAUUCAAACGCACUUGCUGUUACGGGAUUGUUGGGUGAAGUGGAUUCUGCGUAUAUCGACAAGGUUGUUGGUUUCCCUAAUGCCCAUUUCCCGUCAGAUCACAUUUGCAUCCUGAGCGAAUUCCGCGUCAAGCAUCCAAAAGAUGGAAGACAAAGGACCGGGUUUGGAUCAGCAAAUCGGCUGAACGGGAAAUAG